AUGGAUCCAGGCGAAGGUACUUCGGAUGGUCGUGUAAUGCGUAAAGCAAACAGUUCUGAAGUGGAGAUCAAACAAGAGCCAGACAUCAAGGAAGAACCGUUGGGUGGCAGUGAAUUUGGUUUGGUGACACGUUUGAAUGAAAGAAUUGAAGCAGAUGCAGCAACAUCGAACAUUGAAUUGAUGGGAGAGUCUGAAUCGGAUUUCGAUCUCGAAUUUGAUUUGAAUAAUGUGAAAGAGGUAGUGAAGUGUGAAGAAGAGAUCUCAGAAAAAGGAAAAGAUUCUUCGGUGGAUUUGGGCUCGAAUGGACAUGAACCAAAUGCUCAUGACGAUCCAGAUGUUGAACCAGUGGUCAAAUCAAAUGUCAGCCGCAAGAGACUUAAUUCGGACAGUAAAGCAAAGAAACGCUAUGGAUCGAGAAAGGAAAACAAACGUAAGAUUCCGAUGAAUAAGGCGGCGAAGAAACGAACGGUACACAAGUGUCAUGUUUGCGGUUAUGUUACAUCGCUAAAAGGGAAUCUCACCAGACACAUUCGCAUUCACACAGGCGAGAAGCCUCACAAAUGCAAUGAUUGUUCGAAAAGUUUCGCACAAAAAAUCGACUUGAUUCGCCACAAGAAAAUCCACAGCGGAGAAAAGCAAUUCGAAUGCUCUGUUUGUUUGAAAUCAUUUGUCCAAAAAAACAAUUUAACUCGUCACUUGCGAACUCACAUUGAUGAGCUUCCACAUUCUGGUCUGAAAUGUGGCCAACGAUUUUUCGAAGAUAAGGCCAAACAAUCGCAUGAAAAUCGCUGCAUACAAUGUCGAUUCGAAUGUUAUGCUUGCAAAUUCAAAUGUUUUGCCAAAAGCCACCUGAAACGCCACAUGCAAGCAAAACACACCGGUGAACUUCAAUUUCAAUGUGAAAUAUGCGGAAAGAAAAUCAUCCACAAAGGUCAUCUCAAUCAACAUUUGGCCACCCAUUGCGAUCAAUUCCCAUUUCGGUGCAUCAAGUGUCGCCGAGGAUUCGCAAUGGAAGAGGAUAAAACAGCACAUGAGAAGAUCUGUGGCCGUCGUCAGUAUCAAUGUCACAUUUGCAAUGUUUUCAAGUCGAAAAUAACCAAUCUACGAUAUCACAUGCGAGUGAAUCACACGGGGGAGAAGCCGUUCCAGUGUAAGUGGUGCAAAGCGUGUUUUUCACACAAAGGCAACGCCAACGACCACAUGAAAAGGCGUCAUCUAUCAGCGAAAUAAGGAGACUUCACCAUUUGUCACGGCCAUCUAAUUUCAUUCGAAUCAACAGUAUUCCACAUGGAAAACAACAGACUCCCUUGAUUUCGGAGUUGAUUCUUUAAA
Sitodiplosis mosellana (orange wheat blossom midge) is the source of this 1332-nucleotide messenger RNA. Its product is annotated as zinc finger protein OZF-like. Bases 1 to 1230 code for a protein of 409 amino acids. Lineage: Eukaryota; Metazoa; Arthropoda; Insecta; Diptera; Cecidomyiidae. The transcript has a single exon. The record is from RefSeq and is a predicted model, not a curated record.